AUGGGGUCCGUUUAUAGGGCUCUACCCCCUUUAGAAGGAAACCGCCGAUGCCGACCUCAGGACGAAUUCGGUUCGAGCCGUGAGAAUGUCCCCCCGAGAUCAAUUAUCGUGUCCGGUAGCGGGGAUGCUUUGAGCGAUCUCCACACCAAGUUGGCGCAUAUCCAAUGGCGAAGGCAUGCGAACGAUAAGAGCAUCAGGAAGGCGCUCGAAACUACCAAACGGCUGCAAGAGCGUGACAUGAUGCUGCAGCUCUCUGUCGAUCGGGAAGGGGAGACGAAACUCCAUCUGAAAAGCCUCAAGCGUGUGGAACGGACGGUUACAUCGAAGAAAUGUAGCGCCAUCACCGCCCAGCGGCCUGAAAGCCGCGAUGCCGAGGGACGAGGAGGAGGAGAGCGCGCGUUGGAGCAGCAAGAAGACGACGAAGCCUUGAAGGAGAGGCUGCGGAGGGUGCGCGUCGGGGUUAAGGAGAAGCGCAGAGAGCUUCGACGUAGCGCCUCCUAUUCGAAAGAUCAACGAGGAACUUUCAGUGCCACCGGCUUCAAGACUGGGCGCGGACGAUGCUAGUCUGUGGGUUGUUAUUGAAUCUAUUACUGUGUUGAAGGGUGCUCGGGA
Molecule: messenger RNA, 612 nt
Organism: Ectocarpus sp. CCAP 1310/34
Lineage: Eukaryota; Phaeophyceae; Ectocarpales; Ectocarpaceae
Source: the annotation of a GenBank genome assembly